AUGGUCUUCUUCACACUGCCCUCGCAGAAAGAGCCUUCACCGCACCCCCUCCUCCCCCCUCGUAUACUGCGCCGGCGUCUGGAUAACGCGAUGCAGCAACUGAUGGCCAAAGUACGAGCUGACGACGAAGAAGACGAUGAUGUAGACAGUGGCGGCAUCGAUCAUCAUGAUGGCGAAGAUGUUGCGUUUAGGAGGUCAGAGUUCAGUGCCAGCGGGAACAGUCACGGCUGCGGAUUCCAAUCUCACUGUGAAGACUUGUUUGAAUGGAAGGAGUUCAAUUUGUUCACGGGGCGUAGAUAG
This is a messenger RNA of Parastagonospora nodorum SN15, 300 nucleotides long. RefSeq lists its product as hypothetical. NCBI's taxonomy places the organism in Eukaryota, Fungi, Ascomycota, Dothideomycetes, Pleosporales, Phaeosphaeriaceae. The record is from RefSeq and is a predicted model, not a curated record. The coding region runs from base 1 to 300 and encodes 99 amino acids. The transcript has 2 exons.